AACUCAGACGUUACAGGGUAAAGAAGAGAAGACAGAAAGAACUAAACAAGAGCCAUUCACGGACCAUUCAAAACAGCGCUGUGUGUGUCACACUCGAAUACACUUCUUUACACGAAAGAAAUUGUCUCCUUGGGCUUCGAUCAAUUUUGGAGAAGAUAUUGAAAGCGAGGUACAAACUAAGCGAAAGUGGUAUUUGCGUCACAGUUUGUAGAUUUUGCUAGUAUAUAUUCGUGACACUUCAAUCAUCAGAGGAGUUUGAUAUUCUCGAAAAGUUAAAAACACAAAGCUUAGUUUUCACUUGACGAUUAGGAAAUUGACAGCUCGAUCCAGAUCUUAACCAUCACCAUGCUAGGAAGAAUUUCACAGCGCGCAUUCUCCGUUUCGACCAGGCAUUCUGCCAACCUACUCGGGGUCGUUUCAUCGGAGGCGACAUCGACAGCGAGGACGGCCACGGGGCGCACGAUCGGCAGGUGCUUGAGGAAAUCAUUGCUGAGGAACUUUCCCGAGGAUGACCUGCUCAGCUGUUUCAACAACAUGGAUGUGCAAAAGAGGUUUCUUGGAAUGUCUGCGAUUAAAACAACACCAAUUGCUUCUCAGCUCAAAGUGUCAGAAGACGCCUACGAAGUCGAUCCGGAGCUCGUAACACGGUACGUUGUCCGGCCCGCGGAGGUCGACGAUUGCGGUGAUGUCCUAAGGCUGAUUCGAGGCCUCGCAGAAUGGGAGGGCACCAUUGACCAAGUCGAAAUCACGGAAGAAGAUCUGAAAAAGGAUGGCUUUGGAUCCAACCCUUGCUACCAGUGCGUCCUGCUCGAGGCCUUUGAAGAUGAUGAUGUCCACAGCAUCAUCGGCUAUGCCAUGUUCAGCGGGGGCUACUGCGCAUGGAAGGGGCGCACGAUCACAUGGGAAGAUCUGUUUAUUCAUCAUGAUUACAGAGGUAAAGGACUUGGUGCUGUAUUACUACAUGAAGUAUGUAAGAUGGGCUACCUGGACGGCUGCAAGUACAUCAGCGGCUACGUCGAUUUCGAAAACGACCGAGCCAAGCAGUGGUACGAGGAUGUCGGUUUCGAGAACCAGACCCAGAAACACGGCUACAACAUCAUGUCCAUGGCCGGCAACUCGCUGCAACAUUACGUCUUCAACCACAAACCCAUCGAGAAACUCGGAAAGAGAGGAGUCCACGUGUCAUCGCUUGUAACAAAUUGAAAGAAUGAUUUGCUUUAAUGUGAUAAUCUAUUUAAUGUUUUAUGACGUAAAGAGACAUGGAGUAUGGCAUUAUAAUAUGUAAGGCUUAGUCGAGCCGUGCACACGGAAAAUGAGCUGCAACAUGUGUCAACCGCACGCCAAUUCGCGGAAACGUUGUGCCAUAUCCACAAGCUAAUUCGCUGCAAAGUUGUGCCAACCUAUUAUAGGUGCCAUAACAGUGCACACGAUUCGCUGCAUCGUUGUACCGAGCGCACGGUAAUUCGCAGCAAUAUUAUGCCAACCACACGCGUAUUCGCUACAACAGUGUGCUAAACACAUGCUAAUUCGCUGCAACAAUGUGCCAACUGCACACAAAUCCGCUACAACAUUGUGUCCACCACACAAAAGAUGCCUACAAGUACUAGUUUACUUAUUUACUUAUUUGCCACUCAUGAAGUAAAAUUAUCAUUUUCAUGGAAUAUAUUUGUGUGAACUAAACACAAACUUACAGCGUGCAAUAUGAAUAUAUUUUCAUGAUUGACUAGUAUACUGGCACUAUAUAGAUAUUUCAAGAUUUGUGUGCUAAAAGAUCUUAUUUUCUUUGAAACUUAAUUGAAUGAGGUGCUUAUAUGCAGUUCUAGUUUAUGACGUAAUGUUCUAAGAGUGUAUUGUAUUCUACUAAUAUCAUUGAUGAUAUUUCUCUUUGCCAACGAUCAUGUGUAUUCACAUUAUUCAUAAUUGUAAUGUAUUUAUUAUUUUAGAAGAAGAAGAAGAUUGAAGAUGAUUAAGAUGAUGACGAUGACGAGAAAGAAGAU
This is a messenger RNA of Lytechinus variegatus (green sea urchin), 1997 nucleotides long. Its product is annotated as thialysine N-epsilon-acetyltransferase-like. The record is from RefSeq and is a predicted model, not a curated record. Bases 346 to 1203 code for a protein of 285 amino acids. The transcript is spliced from 5 exons. Gene Ontology annotation, molecular function: N-acetyltransferase activity. Lineage: Eukaryota; Metazoa; Echinodermata; Echinoidea; Temnopleuroida; Toxopneustidae.